UUAAAGUUGUGUUAUUUAAACCAUAAUUUUUGUGAGGAACUUUGUCAUAUUGGAUGCUUGUUUAUGGACGACCUUAAAGGCUUUCUGUCAUGUGUUGUCCUGGUAACGGUCGCCAUGGUAACGACUGUAUCCGGUUCCCACUCACAACCACGGGCAGUGGACUGUGACGCACUGAUUCGACAGGCUAACGACUACUAUUACACUGGUGCAGGGAAACCAAGGUACACGUGCCAUGAUCGUCUCUACCUGAUCCACGGACAGACCAUGCACUACAAGUGCCAGGCCAUCAAGAAAUACCUUCAACAGCAAAACGCAGAAAGUUGCAUGCGACACUGUAGCGGUCUCGUAGAAAUAAACUUCGCACCAGUGUUUCCCAACAUUUUCAAGAACAUCGGCACUGACUGCGGUGGCGUAGUUGCGGCGCCCUGUGACCCCAGGGCCCCCUACCGCCAAUUCGACGGCUCCUGUAACAACCUGGCCAACCCCAGCUGGGGAAUGUCCGAACACGAACAGAACCGCGUUGUGCCAAACGACUACGACGAUAGCACCGGUUCCCCGCGGACGGUUUCAUCAUGUGACGGCAGUCCCCUUCCAUCAGCGCGGACUGUGAGUAUCAACCUCCAUUCUACCCGGGGGUCAAUGCAAACAGAACGGAAGUACACGUACAUGAUGAUGCUCUUCUCGCAGUUCCUGUCACAUGACAUGAUUCUCACCAAGAUGUUCAAACGGACGGACGGGGAGCAGCUAUUGUGCUGUGGCGAGGAUGCUAAUGAUACUAAUUGCUUUCCUGUCCAAAUACCCCUGAACGACCCACGCUUCACACCCGGAGGUUGUAUGAGCUUCCCACGCUCCAUCGCCGCACUCGGCUGUAACAAUGUACGUCAGCAGAGGAAUUCCCAGACGUCAUACAUAGACCUGUCCCUUAUCUAUGCCCCAAAUAAGGCGACAGCGGAUACACUACGUCAAAAUGUCGGGGGUCUUAUUACCAAUGUGAACGGGAAUCUACCACCCAAUUAUGAGGACACAUCGUGCGAGUUGAAGCUGCCGUUCAAUGAAACCUCGUAUUAUUGUUCCAAGUCAGGUGACCCCCGUGUGGAUGAGCAGCCGGGCCUCUCCGCCUUACAUACAGUAUUUUUGCGCGCGCACAACGCCAUCGCUUCUGGUCUGGCGCGCGUAAACCCGCACUGGAAUGACGAGCUCUUGUAUCAGGAGUCCCGGAAGAUCCUGAUCGCCAUCUGGCAGAAUAUUGUAUGGGGAGAGUUUCUGCCUCUCCUCCUAGGCCGCCAGGCCAUGCGCGCGUACAACAUUCAUCUGUCUAAACAUCGCGUCUUUAAAGACACUUAUGACCCUAAUGUGGACGCCACCGUAAUAAAUGGAGUCGGUAGCAGCGCUUUCAGAUUGCUUGAGAAUAGUGUACAAGAGAGACUGUUUCUGGACGAGAGAGGAGAAUCCUUUGACUUGGCAACUCUAAACAUCCAAAGGGGCCGGGACCACGGAAACCCUGGUUACAAUACGUACAGACGGUACUGCGGCCUGAGUGAAGCCUUCCAUUUCGGGUCUGGGUCUGGAGGGCUUGUGGAUUUUGACCCGAAAACGGCCGCAAUACUGGCUCAAACCUACAAGUGUCCUGACGACAUCGACCUGUUCACGGCUGUUAUUGCAGAGCGGCGGGUACGCGGGGGACUGCUCGGGCCGCUGGGCACGUGCCUCGUUGCCGUUCAGUACAAGCGCUACAGGGACGGCGACCGGUUCUUCUUUGAGAGAGGAGAUCCGCUCACUGGGUUUAACCAUGACCAGUUAAAGGCAAUCCGGAAUAUAAAGCUGUCACAUAUAUUCCGUCUUCACUUGGACACUCGGCGCAUCCAGAGAAAUGUUUUCGUCGUUCCAUCACGAAGACAGCCGCCACAUCGAACGUCACUAAUGGAGCCAUCCUUUCGUCACCCGUGGUCGUUUCCGGUCGCCCUCAUAGCAACUUCCCUCAUGCCGUUACUCAUCGCCGGCACCUCCGUUUCCACGGAUUGUGAGGAUCUUUUCCGUGACGAGACUUCCGGAACCCGCGCAAACGACGGGCACGUUAAAAGCGACGUUCAGAUGCUCAUGUCACAUGGCGGCCGUAAUAUUGCCGAGUGUCCAAAUAUGCGGAAGCGUAGCAGUUUGAGCUGCAACACGAGAUGUACUGAAGACACACCGUCCUACAAAAACAAAUAUUCUGCCACCCAGUCUGGCAUUUGCAAACAACCGGAAGUGAACUGCUGCUCCAAAAGCCCCUUCCGAUCACUGGACGGGGCUUGCAACAACCUGGCACACUCGCGCUGGGGCCAAGCGGAACGAGUACAGAACAGGAUAGUGGACAACGCUUUUGAAGAUGGCGUUGGUGCUCCACGUGCCACCUCGAGCUGUUCCGGCGCGUCGCUUCCCUCACCCCGGGCAGUCAGCGUGCACCUACACACGGCGGACGCUACCAUGGAGACGGAACGCAACAACACGUACAUGCUCACCGUGCUUGGACAGUUUCUCGCGCACGACUUUGUUCUUACAAACGUGUUUGAAAGGCCCAAUGGAAAUUUCCUUGAUUGUUGUGAGGAGGAUAUAUCUAAGUAA
Messenger RNA from Mya arenaria, 2601 nucleotides. RefSeq names its product chorion peroxidase-like. Bases 64 to 2601 code for a protein of 845 amino acids. Gene Ontology annotation, molecular function: heme binding; peroxidase activity. The transcript has 21 exons. Gene Ontology annotation, biological process: response to oxidative stress. The record is from RefSeq and is a predicted model, not a curated record. NCBI's taxonomy places the organism in Eukaryota, Metazoa, Mollusca, Bivalvia, Myida, Myidae.